Messenger RNA from Arabidopsis arenosa, 743 nucleotides. The record is from the annotation of a GenBank genome assembly. NCBI's taxonomy places the organism in Eukaryota, Viridiplantae, Streptophyta, Magnoliopsida, Brassicales, Brassicaceae.
AAAAUUUCACUCUAUUGAACAGUAGCAUCGGUCCAUUCAUCAUACGUCAAAUGUCCAAUGGAAAUGCCGAGAGAGUAGGAGGGCCAGCAAUGAUAUUUCUGCCUUCUGAUUCAACUCUAGAGCUUACUAACCUCAUCGCUCAAACAAAGACCGGAGUUGCCCUUACCGGAAGUGCAGCCAUGGGGAAGAUUGGACCAACAAUUGGUUUGGUUGAUCUCGCUGAAUUCGAUGACUCAUACUAUUUCCGUGUUUCACUGCCCGGUGUUUCAACAAAUGAAGAUGAGUUUACCUGCGAAAUCGAUCCGAACGGUAAGAUUCUGAUAACGGGAGUAACAACAACAGGGGAGGAGACAGUGCGCGUACACAAUCAAGUCUUCAAGAUGCUAUCACAAAACUUAUGCCCUCCAGGCCCCUUCACCAUCUCUUUCCAGCUUCCGGGUCCUGUGAGCAACAAAGAUAUUAGGGGUAAAUUCGGGUCUGAUGGUGUACUUGAGGGUAUAGUGAAGAAGCUUAACUAUGAAGACCGAACAGAACAACCAAUGGAGAUGGAUUUGUUGAGUUUAAUAAAGUAAACUAGUAGCUUAACUUGGAUCAUUGCAGCUUAUGUAGUAUUUUAUUUUUGUUGUAAGUUAACAUGGAGAAAGAUUGUUGAUUGGUUUAUGCUUUUGGAGAAAAAGUUCCAAGUAUUUGGUACUUAAUAUGUAUGAAAAAAAUAUUUAGUAUAAUAAAAGUGGAUUAUCGAC